AGUCAAGCCCCAGAGAGCUGCUUGCAGAGCCACCUUGUCGUGCAGUCCCCGGUUCCUACAGCCAGAACCAGGUAGCAGCCAUGCUCAGCACUCAGGCGCCUUUCUUCUUCCCCAUGGGCCACUUCAUCCUCUUCGUCUUCGUGGCUUCCACCAUAUUUCACAUUCAGCAGCGGCUAGCAAAGAUUCAACGCACAGGGGAGUUGGUGCCGGCGAUGAGGCCAGCGCUGGAGACCAUGGAGAGAACCACCACCAACCAGCCACUCAUCCCAAGGGGUAUGUGGACGAUCAAUGCAAUAGGUCGCCUGGGGAACCAGAUGGGCGAGUACGCCACCCUGUACGCGCUGGCCAAGAUGAACGGCCGGCCGGCCUACAUCCCGGCCCAGAUGCACAACACCCUGGCCCCCAUCUUCAGGAUCACCCUCCCCGUCCUGCAUGGUGACACGGCCAGCAGGGUCCCGUGGCGGAACUACCACCUGAACGACUGGAUGGAGGAGCGGUAC
This is a messenger RNA of Equus quagga, 500 nucleotides long. Its product is annotated as galactoside alpha-(1,2)-fucosyltransferase 2-like. The transcript is spliced from 2 exons. The record is from RefSeq and is a predicted model, not a curated record. The annotation marks the transcript as partial. Gene Ontology annotation, molecular function: galactoside 2-alpha-L-fucosyltransferase activity. Gene Ontology annotation, cellular component: membrane. Lineage: Eukaryota; Metazoa; Chordata; Mammalia; Perissodactyla; Equidae. Gene Ontology annotation, biological process: carbohydrate metabolic process.